AUGGAUCAUCAGCACUUCAAAGUAUCACGCAAAACGCGUCUUAGAGCUGUGAUCGCCAUAUCUUUCUGCUUCUUUGUCGCAGAAAUCUCUGUCGGUUUCUACACUCACUCGAUUGCUCUCGUAGCAGACGCAUUCCACUAUCUCAACGACCUCAUUGGCUUCAUUGUCGCCCUGGUGGCAGUCCAAGUGACAGAGCGCAAGGACUCCCCGCAAGAUCUCACCUUCGGCUGGACCCGUGCACAACUUCUCGGUGCUUUCUUCAACGGCGCAUUCCUUCUCGCUCUAGGUCUAAGCAUUGCCCUGCAAUCGAUCGAGCGCUUCAUCUCCCUCCAACAUGUCGAGAACCCAAAGCUGGUGCUGAUAGUAGGAUGCAUUGGCCUUACCCUAAAUCUCAUCAGCGCUGCAUUCCUCCACGAGCAUGACCACGGCGACGGCCAUGGACACAGCCACGGUCACAACCACUCUAGCCAUGCACACGGCGACAUUGAGAGCCUCUCAUCCACAUCCACGCACGAUGCGACCUCUACACACAACCACCACCUCGAACACCUUCACCUCUCCCUCACCCCUUCCAAGCACGGCAUGGACCUCGGCAUCCUCGGCGUACUCAUCCACAUCCUCGGCGACGCAAUCAACAACAUCGGCGUCAUAAUCUCUGCGCUCAUAAUCUGGCUUACGCACUCGCCCUCCCGCUUCUACGCGGACCCAGCAGUAUCGAUGUGGAUCGCGAUCAUGAUCCUGAUCUCUGCUGUCCCGCUGACCAAGCGCUCUGGCAAGAUCUUGCUCCAAUCUGCGCCGCUAGGUGUCAAGGUAGAGGACGUGAAGCAUGAUUUGGAGAGUAUACCGGGUGUGUUGAGCGUGCACGAAUUACACGUUUGGCGUCUGGAUCAGAGGAAGGCGAUUGCGAGUGCGCAUGUCGUGGUUAGUGAUCCGGAUGUAGAGAGCUUUAUGAGGAAGGCGAAGGUCAUCAGUGAGUGUCUGCAUGCGUAUGGAAUACAUUCUGCGACGCUACAACCGGAGCUGCCAGCGCAGAGAGUUGUGGAUGACGGCGCGACGGAGGUGGGGUCAGCAGUGACGACUGCAAGGACGAGUCUGGAGAAAUGUGGUGUGCCCUGUGGAAGUGUGUGUGAGGACUUGAAGUGCUGCAAGUGA
Macroventuria anomochaeta is the source of this 1152-nucleotide messenger RNA. RefSeq names its product cation efflux protein. Bases 1 to 1152 code for a protein of 383 amino acids. The transcript has 2 exons. Lineage: Eukaryota; Fungi; Ascomycota; Dothideomycetes; Pleosporales; Didymellaceae. The record is from RefSeq and is a predicted model, not a curated record. Gene Ontology annotation, biological process: intracellular zinc ion homeostasis; zinc ion transmembrane transport. Gene Ontology annotation, molecular function: zinc ion transmembrane transporter activity. Gene Ontology annotation, cellular component: membrane.